Vespa crabro (European hornet) is the source of this 783-nucleotide messenger RNA. Its product is annotated as transmembrane protein 17B-like. NCBI's taxonomy places the organism in Eukaryota, Metazoa, Arthropoda, Insecta, Hymenoptera, Vespidae. The coding region runs from base 182 to 730 and encodes 182 amino acids. Gene Ontology annotation, biological process: non-motile cilium assembly. The transcript has 5 exons. The record is from RefSeq and is a predicted model, not a curated record. Gene Ontology annotation, cellular component: ciliary transition zone.
GUUUGGUUAUUUAUACAUAUAUAUAUAUAUAUAUAUGUAUAUUUCUUUUUGUAUCGAUUUUGACUAACCAAUUAUUCGAUAGAUAUUACACGCUAUUGGAGAAUCGUUGAGAGAACGGAAAUAUUUGUAGAUCAAAAUCUUUAUUAAAUUUGACAAAUUUAUCCUUAGUCUGGAUAAAUAAAUGUGGAAAUCAUCGAUAGUAAAUGCUUCAGAUCAUAUAUUUCCUGGUUUAGCAUAUCAUGAUCGUAAGAAAGAAUUUUAUGACAUAGGUAAUCAAAUACAAUCUAGUUUACCGUUACAAAUGGCUUUAUACUUUAAUGUGUGGCUUUUGCCAAUUUGGUUUUUUAUAAGUAUAAUAAGUUUGGACUCUAAGUAUUUACAGUUAACGGAUGUGUACAAAUUUAUAACAGUUGCGUUAUUCUUACUUAUUUCGGUAUUAGAAUGUACGAGAUUAUACCUAGGAUAUCUUGGUAAUUUAGCUGAAAAGAUUCCAGAACUAGCAAGCUUUUGGCUUAUAUCCACAUUAAUACAAUUUCCAUUAGAAUUAUUUCUUCUUCUUGAUAAUAGAACUAUGCUUAAGUUUAGCGAACAAAUUGUUAAUAGUUUAAUGAUAUUUUUUCUUAGUAUAGAAAUAAUUUCAGGGACUAUAGCAUUAAAGAAUUCAGCCAAUCAUCAUGCUAAAAGAUUUUAUAUAGCUCAAUUAUAUGGAAUAGAGGAUAGGUUAAAUUAAAAAUAAUAAUUUAAUAUUCAAUUCAAUUAAUAUUUAUAUUCAUUUUAUCGCUU